Molecule: messenger RNA, 1637 nt
Organism: Dufourea novaeangliae
Lineage: Eukaryota; Metazoa; Arthropoda; Insecta; Hymenoptera; Halictidae
Product: ATPase WRNIP1-like
Exons: 6
Coding region: 24-1637 (537 amino acids)
Biological process (GO): regulation of DNA repair; DNA-templated DNA replication
Cellular component (GO): nucleus
Molecular function (GO): single-stranded DNA helicase activity; enzyme activator activity; ATP hydrolysis activity
Source: RefSeq, a predicted model, not a curated record
GGGUUGUCUUACAAAAUUUAAACAUGAGUAGUGACAAAAUCACUUGUCCAAUAUGUUCUAAAGAAUUUUCACCCAAAAUAAUUGAAAGCCAUGCCAGUAAAUGUUUGUUUUUAAAUGAAUCAAUAAGCAAUCAAUCUUCAAGUUCCUGUAAGGAUGAAAGUUCUCCUAGAAAGUUGAUGAAAUUGAAUGACAUGCAUGUCAAAAAAAGUAAUUCAGGGACAAUAAAGAAAAAAAGGAAUUUAACAGAAUCAUCAUCAAUAAAUACAGAUACUCAAAGUUCAAGGAUUUCAUCUUAUGACAAUACAGAUAAAGAAGUUAAAAAGUCUUCUAAGAACGAUCAUGUUCCUCUUGCUGAACGCAUGCGACCAGCAACACUUUCAGGAUAUGUUGGACAAGUACAUAUUCUUGGUUCAUCCACUGUACUUUUUCAGUUAUUACAAAAAACUGAAAUACCAAAUAUAAUUUUGUGGGGUCCACCUGGUUGUGGAAAGACAUCUCUGGCAAAUGUUAUAGCAGGCAUAUGCAAAAAUAAAUCAAAUGGCAGAAUAAGAUAUGUCAAGUUGUCUGCAGCAAUGUCUGGAGUUAAUGAAAUAAAAGAAGUUGUCACCAUAGCCUCUAACGAAUUAAAAUUUAACAGACGCACAGUAGUAUUCAUGGAUGAAAUACAUAGAUUCAAUAAAACUCAACAAGACGUAUUUUUGCCUCACGUUGAAUCUGGGAUCAUUACAUUAAUUGGAGCUACAACAGAAAAUCCUUCAUUUAGUUUAAACUCUGCGCUUCUGAGCCGGUGUAGAGUGUUUGUUUUGGAAAAACUAACUGUGCCAAAUUUAAUAUCUAUACUAAAUCGUGCUGUGUCUUCAUUAGAUGGAAUAAUACACAAUUCAAUAAAAAACAUAGAAAACACUGAAGAAGUGCCAAAAUUCAUUAUAGAUGAACCUACUAUAGAAUGGUUAGCAGGUACAUGCGACGGUGAUGCUAGAAUAGCUCUAGGUGGUCUUGAAUUAGCAGUUCAGUGUAAAAUACCGACUGAAGAAGAAUUUUUAACAACUGGCCCUGUGACAAUAACAUUGGAUGAUAUUAAAGAAAGUCUCAAAAAAACACAUAUGUUGUACGAUAAGAAAGGUGAUCAACAUUAUGAUAUGAUUUCUGCGCUACAUAAAUCUGUUAGAGCAAGCGAUGAAAAUGCCUCUCUCUACUGGUUAACUAGAAUGAUAUUAGGUGGUGAAGACCCAGUUUACAUUGCACGGAGAUUAGUAAGAAUGGCAUGCGAGGAUAUUGGUUUGGAAGACCCAAAAGCUCUUGGAAUUGCUGUACAUACAAUGCAUAGUUGUAAAAUGAUCGGAAUGCCAGAAUGUGAUGUUGUUUUGGCACAAUGUACAACGUAUUUGGCAAGAGCACCAAAAUCCAGACUAAUGGAAGAUGCGCUUAGAGCUGCUCAAAGAAUAGUAGCCGAACAUAAAGGUCCUCAACCAGGGGUGCCAUUACAUUUAAGAAAUGCCCCAACGAAACUAAUGAAAGAUCUUGGAUAUGGUAAAGGUUACAAUAUGAGACAGCAAGACAAAUCCGGAUUAAAUUAUUUACCAGAGGGAUUAGAAAAUAUAAACUUUUUUGGCAAUGAUGAAAGCUAUAAGAUAUAA